GUGGAACUGUCUCGACUCCAUCAUCGUGAUAGCUUCCUGGUGGGAGGCAGCCCUGGAGAUUCAGCUGUGGCUAACGGAAGAAGGCUCGCGCAGCAACUUCGCCGGCAUCACCGGGAUACGCACAUUGCGUAUCGUCCGCAUCACGCGACUGGUGAAAGUGGCACGGCUGGCGCGGUUCCUCCGGUUUGUGAUGGCCUUGCGCACGCUGACUCAGUCCAUCAUCUACACGCUGAAAUCCCUGAUUUGGGCCAUGGUGCUGCUACUUCUCAUUGUGUACAGCUUCGGCAUUCUCUUUACCCAAGUUGUGGCAGAUAUCAUCAAGGAGCAUGCCCAGCUCAUCGAACAGCAG
Molecule: messenger RNA, 349 nt
Organism: Symbiodinium necroappetens
Lineage: Eukaryota; Dinophyceae; Suessiales; Symbiodiniaceae
Source: the annotation of a GenBank genome assembly